Cryptomeria japonica (Japanese cedar) is the source of this 1068-nucleotide messenger RNA. RefSeq lists its product as uncharacterized. Lineage: Eukaryota; Viridiplantae; Streptophyta; Pinopsida; Cupressales; Cupressaceae. The transcript has a single exon. Gene Ontology annotation, molecular function: RNA-DNA hybrid ribonuclease activity; nucleic acid binding. The record is from RefSeq and is a predicted model, not a curated record. The coding region runs from base 1 to 1068 and encodes 355 amino acids.
AUGGCAAAAUGGAAAUCAAUUGAUUCUCUUCCAUUGGAUCAAGACAUUACAUCUGCAUUUGUGGAUGAGCUUAAGAAACAUCCAUUACUCUUCUCAAAAAAGGAUGAUGAGCUCAUUUGGACUUAUUCAAAAUUAGGGGAAUACUCGGUCAAAGAAGGAUAUAAUUUUUUGUCUCUAAAUGUUAAAAGGGAUGAUUUGCCAUUUAAGCUAUUUUGGCAUGCUGCUUGUUUGCCCAAAGUAGGGGCAUUUUCUUGGCUGGCCAUUCAGGAUAGAAUUCUUACCGGCAUGAGGUUAGAUAGGCUGGGUAUUACUGUGGUUUUUCCUUGUGUUAUGUGUGGUGGGUCUCUAGAGUCUGUGGGUCAUCUUUUUCUGCAUUGUCCCUUUGCUAAUCAUUAUUGGAAUUGGCUUUUUAACAAGUUAAAUUGGAAAUUUGCUCUUAGUAAGGAUCCUAGAUCUCACUUCAUGAGCUGGCCCCUGUUAUUUCCAUCUGCAUUUUAUGCUUGCCUUUGGAUAAUUGCUCCUUCUAUUCUAAUUUGGAAAAUUUGGCUUGAGAGAAAUAAUAGGAUUUUUAAGAAACAUUCUUCCCCUUUGCAUGAUGUGCUCUUUUGCAUAGAGAAGUUGAUUUCUGAGACUGUCUUGGCAUUCAUCUUUAAAGGCUCUAGUCUACUUAAUACUUUCACACCUUGGGAUAAUUGGGUGUCCAAACAUUGGGAAGCCUUGCAAACACUUCCUUUGAGUGGUUCAAUUUCUCAACCGUGUCCUUUAGUAAACAGAAAGGAAGUGGUUUGGUUGCCACCAUUGGCUUCAAAAGUUAAAUUGAACUUUGAUGGAGCCUCUCAUGACAACCCGAGUAAAUCUGCCACUGGGAUUGUGGUCUCUGAUGAUAAGACUAGUAUCUUAAAAGCUCAAUGUCAAUGUAUCACCUAUGGGACUAAAAAUGUGGCUGAGCUUCAUGAUCUCUCCAUGGGUCUUGAUUUGCUUCUUUCAUUACAUUUGUUGGAUGUUGUUAUUGAGAGGGAUUCUCAGGUGGUUUUUUACAUGGUUAUGAAUUUCUCAUCCCGCUCCUAG